Messenger RNA from Oryzias latipes (Japanese medaka), 3538 nucleotides. It is a transcript of the gene dqx1, whose product is annotated as DEAQ box RNA-dependent ATPase 1. Gene Ontology annotation, molecular function: RNA binding; helicase activity. NCBI's taxonomy places the organism in Eukaryota, Metazoa, Chordata, Actinopteri, Beloniformes, Adrianichthyidae. Gene Ontology annotation, cellular component: spliceosomal complex; intracellular anatomical structure. The record is from RefSeq and is a predicted model, not a curated record.
GGGUCGUAGUUCAGGUCGGACAGAAUGACGUCAUAGGUGCGCUCUGCUCUGUGUUUGGUCCUCUGAUGCAGAGUUCCAGUGCCGUGACAGAAAGAAGACAGGCUGCAUCUCCAACUGGGAUUCGGACCCGCACCGUCCGUUCACCUUCGACUCCACCGAAUGUUCCGAGCGGACUUGAACGCAGCACGGGAUUUGACAUCUGAAGAAGCAAACAUGGCGGCUGCUACGUAGACGCUACCGCCGCCUCCGAUAGUCGUCAGCGGGGAGAAGUGACAGUUCUCCGGCGGAGACAGUCCGCAGGAGCCGCCGCUCUUUCCCGGGAUGUUCAACGGAAGCCGAGGAGAGAACCGGAGUGACGCGCCGUGUCUGCGGGGCUUCCUCACCUGAGCCGGUAUGUGUCCCAGGAAGACCCAGUCCCAUCUCUGACCUGAGGAUGUCUACCCCAUCAGCAAAUCCCUCCUCGCCGGUGCGCCCCCCCUCAGCCCUGGACUCCCUGUCUGUGACCUCCCUGCUGUCCGGGAACCUAGAGGACGGCGAGGAUGGCGGCGGGGAGGACGGCGAGGGACUAGGAGACCUGGAAGUGAACCCCUACGACGGUCUGCCCUUCUCCUCGCGGUACUACGCCCUUUUGGAGGAGAGGCAGCGGCUUCCUGUGUGGCGGCUCCGGCAGAGUCUGCUGGAGAGCAUGGAGGGCCACAGCAUGGUGCUGCUGAGCGCCGCCGGCGGGGCGGGAAAGAGCACGCAGGUGCCUCAGUGGUGCGUGGAGUUCGCUUUGUCCUUCGAGUUCUCCCACGGUCUGGUCUGCAGCUCGCAGCCCCGCUCAGCCGCCGCCGUCAGCCUGGCUCUGCGUGUGGCCGAUGAGAUGGACCUCAGCCUGGGCCUGGAGGUGGGAUACAGGGUGUCCCAUGAUGACGGCUGCACCCCCGAUACCCUGCUCAGGUUUGUGAGCGACGCUCUGCUGCUGGAGGAGAUGAUGUCAGACCCGCUGCUUCAUCAGUACGGCGUGGUGGUUCUGGACGAGCUCCAGGAGCGCACUGUGCCCACAGACGUGCUGCUGGGCCUGCUCUGCGACGUCUGCCGCCAGCGCCCACACAACUUCCACGUGGUUCUGCUGAGCCACCCCGCCCUGGCCCCGCGCCUGGCGGCCUUCCUCGGGCCCUCCGUCCCUCACCUGACCCUGGACAGUGAGCCCCCUCCCACAGAGGAUGAAGCGCAGGGGAGGGAGGAGACCGUGGAGGUUCUGUAUCGGGAGCUGUCUGCGGGGAAGGAGCCCGUGGCUGCUGCCUGUCACAUGGUGCUGGACCUCCACCGCAGAGAAGAAGACGGAGACGUGUUGGUGUUUGUGUCCGGCGCACAGGAAAUUGAGGAGUGUGUUUCUCUGCUGGAGAAGGAGAGCGUGGCUCUGAGCCCGCAGCUCGGACCGCUCCGGAUCCUCCCCCUGCACUCUGGACUAGGCGGGCUGAUCCAGCGGGUCUACGAACCGGACCCCAAUGCAUCUGCGCCAAAGGCGAGCGACGGUUCUGUGGGCGAGGAGGCCGGACACCCGGGAAUCAGGAGGAGGGUGAUCCUCACGGACACCCUGGCGGAGGCCUCCUUCUCACUGCAGGACAUCCGUUAUGUGGUGGACACGGGCCUGCAGCUCAAAACCGUCUACAACCCUCAGAUCCGUGCAAACUCCCAGGUCCUGACGACCAUCAGCAAACACCAGGCCGAUAUGAGAGCUCAGAGGGUCAGCAGCCGGCUCCCAGGCCUGUGUGUCCGCCUGUACCCACGCGCCCUGUACGAGGGGGGCAUGCAGGAGGCUCACCGCCCCCGGGUUCUGGAGGAGGACCUGAGUCACCUGGUUCUGCUGCUCAAGAGGCUCGACAUCGCCGACAUGGGGCAGUGCAAGUUUCUGGACCGCCCAGCCCCUGAGGCUCUGAUGCAGGCCUUGGAGGACCUGGAUUAUCUUGCAGCUCUGGAUGACGAUGGGAACCUGUCAGAGGUGGGCAUCAUUAUGUCCGAGCUGCCGCUGGAGCCCCCGCUGGCCAAAGCCCUGAUCGCCGCCUGCGAGUACGACUGUGUGGACGAGCUGCUGACGAUCGGCGCCAUGUUGACGGCCCCGUCCUGCUUUGUGGCGCCCGAACCUGGCGGGGAGGAGGCCGCCGUCGCGCUUUGGCGCCCCCUCCUGCACGCAGAGGGAGAUCACAUGACCCUCGUCAAUAUUUACAACGCCUUCAUGGAGCAUAACCAGGACGAAGCCUGGUGCUCGGCCAACGCCCUGAGUCACGGCGCCCUGCGGCUCGCCGUCGCCAUCCGGGCCGAGCUGUUGGAGGUCAUGCAGCGAAUAGAGCUCCCCGUGUCGCCCCCCGCCUUCGGAUGCCAGGACAACUGCACCAACAUCAAGCGCGCGCUGAUCUCAGGCUUCUUCCUGAAAGUGGCUCACGACGUGGACGGCUCCGGCAACUACCUCCUCCUCACUCACCGCCACGUGGCCCACCUCCACCCGUUCUCCUCCUACCUGUCUCUCCAGCCGUGCCCGGCCCCCCCCAGCUGGGUCCUGUACCAUGAGUUCACCGUCUCGAGCGAUAACUGCAUCCGCAUCGCCUCGGAGGUCCACCCGCAGAUGCUGGUGGAGCUGGCCCCCCAGUACUUCCUGGGCAACCUGCCCCCCAGCGAUGGCAGGGAGCUGCUGAUGGAGCUGAGGCAGAAGGUGGAGCCUCCUUCAGGCGAUCUGGCGCUCGGGGGGGAGCAGAACCCGAGCCUCGGGGAAGCGGACGGUGCCGAAGACGCCCGCAGUAAAACCAACACCGAGCUCUGCGUCGUCCAAUGAGACGUAGGAGGAGGCGGGGCUUCUCAGGACUCACACUCGUCACUUUAUUGUUUGAUCCCGAGGACGCUGUGACAGAAAUGCUGGAAGAUUUUAAACUUUUCUAUUUAAUGUUUACAUUCGUCUGUUCUUUCUAUGGCGUUUUUGCUUUGUUCAAAUUGUCAGAGAUGAAGGUUUCAACAAACUGCGGAUGACCUUUAACCUGUGAGCUUCCAUGUUUCUCCUGCCGAGGCCCAGGACUACGUGCACGAGUGUGCACGCACCACCAGCAGACCUUGUUCUGGACUCGUGUUUUAUCCUUAUUGCAAUCAGAAAUAUGUCAAACUUUACUGAGACAGAAUCUAACUCAAUACAAAUUGAAUUUUUAUUGUAAAAAGCAAAAAAAAAUUUCGCUGAAUAAUAUUUGAAAAUGGAUUAUAUUUGUUGCUCAGAAGCGCCGAGCUGCUUUUGUCCCGUUCUAACGUCAGCCUGCAGGUCUGCAUUCGCCGGACUGAAGAAAAACUGACGCACUUGGUUUUCCUUAAACAGGAAGUGUCUUCAUAGAAAAGACAGCAAAAAUAAUCUAGAUUUUCAGAAUAAAAUGCCUCAGUUCUGCUGAAUGAUUGGUUCAGAGACGAGGAAGAGCAUUGGUUCUGUCAAAAGCGGGCCUGAUGUGUCCCACUUUGAAAUCUCUGUCAUACACCCCCCGCCCCCCCAAUGACUUUAAAUAAAUCUUUUUCAUGUUUCACA